Juglans microcarpa x Juglans regia is the source of this 1413-nucleotide messenger RNA. RefSeq names its product kinesin-like protein KIN-14I. Gene Ontology annotation, biological process: microtubule-based movement. NCBI's taxonomy places the organism in Eukaryota, Viridiplantae, Streptophyta, Magnoliopsida, Fagales, Juglandaceae. The record is from RefSeq and is a predicted model, not a curated record. The coding region runs from base 1 to 1413 and encodes 470 amino acids. Gene Ontology annotation, molecular function: microtubule motor activity; microtubule binding; ATP binding. The transcript is spliced from 11 exons.
AUGCCCAUAUUUUCUAAAGUUUGGAGAAAAGAUUUGGGGGAAACUGAAAUUUCCCCUCCCAUACGGAUCCCUAAAUUAGAGAUCCCAUUUUGGGUUGGUACAGUGGUUCUCCAAAUAUCGGGAACUAUGUUGGUCGAAUCUGUGCUAAAUAAGGUUGUGGAGGAGUUUGAGCAUCGCAUUUCAAGCCAAAUAGAACUGAUGACAACAACUCCAAAAGACAUGGCUGCUUCUCACAUCAACAAAUCUUUAUUGAAAUUUGCUUCUGGUGAUAAAAAGGUGAUACAUUAUUUCUUACCUUCUGCACAGACUGAAAGUAAAAAUGAAAAGGUGACAAAGAAAGAGGUUAUCCAGAAAACCAACAUUUCUGAUGAGAAAUCAAAAGGGCAACUCCUGAAACAGAAAAUGGCACUUGAUCAACAGCAGAGAGACAUUCAAGAACUGAAGCACACUCUUCACACUACAAAAGCUGGGAUGCAAUUUAAGCAAAUGAAGUUUCAUGAGGAGUUCACAAUCUUGGUACAAUUUGGGAAAAUAAUUUUCGUUAUAUGCAUGCACGUUCAUGGUCUGGCUCAUGCUGCUUCUGGUUAUCAUAGAGUUCUUGAGGAAAAUCGCAAGCUAUACAAUCAAGUGCUAGAUCUCAAGGGAAGUAUUAGGGUUUACUGUCGAGUGAGACCCUUCCUCCCGGGACAAUCAAAUCAUUUCAGCAAUGUGGAUUUUAUAGAAGAUGGAAGUAUCACUAUUAGUACUCCAUCGAAGCAUGGGAAAGGCCAGAAGUCUUUCAGCUUCAACAAUGUCUUUGGGCCAUCUGCAACCCAAGCGGAGGUCUUCUCUGAUAUGCAGCCUUUGAUUCGGUCUGUUCUCGAUGGUUACAAUGUUUGCAUAUUUGCAUAUGGUCAAACUGGAUCGGGAAAAACUUACACUAUGACUGGACCUAAAGAUCUUACAGAGAAAAACCAAGGAGUAAAUUAUCGGGCUUUGGGCGAUUUGUUUUAUAUAGCAAAUCAAAGAAAAGACACUUUCUCCUAUGAUGUUUCUGUUCAGAUGAUCGAGAUCUAUAAUGAGCAAGUUAGGGAUCUCCUUAUCAUUGAUGGAACAAACAAAAGAUUAGAAAUUCGUAAUAGUUCUCAUACUGGACUUAGUGUACCAGAUGCAAACCCUGUGCCAGUGUCAUCGACAUCUGAUGUUAUUGAUCUGAUGAACCUCGGACAAAGGAAUCGUGCAGUGGGUGCAACAGCCUUAAAUGAUCGUAGUAGUCGCUCUCAUAGUUGUUUGAAUGUUCAUGUUCAUGGAGGAAACUUGACAUCUGGAACUAUUCUUCGUGGAUGCAUGCAUCUGGUUGAUCUGGCAGGAAGUGAGAGGGUAAACAAAUCUGAAGUGACAGGAGAUAGACUCAAAGAAGCGCAGCAUAUGUAA